AUGCGCCGAAUACGAAAACCCUUCGAAAACGAAUAUGACUACAUCAUUAUUGGUGCCGGAUCAGCAGGUUCAGUCUUGGCAAGCCGUUUAUCAGAAAUGCCUUGUGCCAAGAUUUUGCUACUGGAAGCAGGGAAAUCACCUCCGAUACUUUCUGAUGUCCCCUCUGCUGCAAGAAGUUUUAUUAGAAGUGAUAUAGACUGGAAUUAUCUAACAGUUCCUCAAAGGCAUACGGCAGCUGGGCACAAAAAUAGACAAGUUCCAUGGCCUAGUGGAAAAACCCUUGGUGGUAGUAGUACUUUGAAUGCUAUGCUGUACGUACGUGGUAAUCGUAAGAAUUAUGAUGAAUGGGCUAAACAAGGAGCUAUCGGAUGGAGUUACGACGAUGUCCUACCGUAUUUCAAAAAGCUCGAAAAUUAUACGGAGCCAAAACAUGUCAAUAAUGGAUUUCAUGGCACAUCUGGACCAGUUACAGCAAGUACCCCUAAAUUCAAUCCACCAGUGAAACUUGCGGCAAUGGAAGCAGCUACAAAUCUUGGAUAUGAAUUCGUUGAUUCUAACGGACCCCGUCAAACAGGUUUCUAUAAUUACCAAUCAAAUACAAGAAGAGGACAGAGGUGUGGUACAGCAAAAGCUUAUUUGGUCCCCAGUGAAAAUCGAACAAAUUUGGAUAUUCUGACAAACGCAAUGGUGAAAAAGGUAGUGAUUGAAAACAAACGGGCAACUAAGGUUAUAUUUGAUUUCGAGGGCUCCAGUCAUGAAGUUAGAGCUAAAAGAGAAAUUAUCCUUUCUGCUGGGACAACGAAUACUGCUCAACUCUUAAUGCUAUCAGGUAUUGGACCAAUGGCGGAACUAAGUAAAUUUGGUAUCCCAGUGAUUGCAGAUCUACCUGUGGGUCAUAACUUGCAAGACCAUUGCGCAACAUUUCUUGCGUACGAACUCAGUGAUCGUCAAAAAGGAUUCGAGAAGGAGAUAAAACUGGACGAAAACAUUCGAAAAUACAUUGAGAAGAGAGAGGGUCCUUUGACUACGUCAGAAGGGUUCAUGUUGAUGUCAUUUCUAAGCAAAAACAUGUCAAAGAUGCAAAACGAUAUUCCCGAUUUUUCUCUUUAUUUAGUUGAUUUUGUUCGAGAAGUUCCCCUCAAGCAAUUUGGAAUUUCGAUGGAUGUAAUGUUGAAGUAUUUUGGGUUUUACGCUUUCAAAACAACUAUUGUCUGUGCAUCUCAAAUCCUGCACCCUAGGAGUAGAGGGACUGUGACACUCAAUUCCACCAAUCCGUAUGAUCCCCCGCUGAUUGAUCCAAACUAUUACGCGGAUUAUCAAGACAUUGAUGAUGUGGUACAAGGGCUCAAAGUUUGCAAAAAACUGAUGGGAAAUUCUGCCAUGGAAAAAGUAGGCGCCAGAUUAUUUGCUUCAUUGCUACCUGGAUGUGAGAAAUUUGCUGAUGACGAAGAACUGUACCUUCGAUGUGUAGUAAGGACCUUAGUAAUAACAACGAAUCAUCAAGUAGGAACAGCUAAAAUGGGUGAUCCCAACGAUCCAACCACAGUAGUGGAUCCUCGACUUAAAGUGAAAACUAUUCGAGGUUUAAGAGUUGUUGAUGCUUCUGUCAUGCCAACUAUUCCUUGGGGAAAUACGAAUAUUCCAACGAUUAUGAUUGCUGAAAAGGCUUCUGAUAUUAUUAAAAGUACUAUUAGGUGUCAUUAACAUCGCUUUGCCAAUGAAAAGCAAAUCUUGUAAAUAUGAAGUAGUCAAAAUGUAAAGGAGACAUUUACCAUCUGAAUAAAAAUAUUUUUUUCUA
Molecule: messenger RNA, 1798 nt
Organism: Uloborus diversus
Lineage: Eukaryota; Metazoa; Arthropoda; Arachnida; Araneae; Uloboridae
Product: glucose dehydrogenase [FAD, quinone]-like
Molecular function (GO): flavin adenine dinucleotide binding; oxidoreductase activity, acting on CH-OH group of donors
Source: RefSeq, a predicted model, not a curated record